AUGGCGUCAUCCUCCUCAGCAGACCGUUACGCCGCCAACAUCCAGGGAUGGAACAUCCAACAGGUCAACACGCCCCCACAGUACCUCGGCCGAAAAACUCUCCCCAUCAAGCGCACAGACGCAGAACCGCUGAACAGAGAGGACCUCCAGUACGACCUGCUCUACUUCAUCUUCACCGACACCACAAAGGCCUUCGUCGACCACCUCGCUCCCAACCGUCCCGUCGUCAACUUUUGCGACCUCUACGUCAAUGCGCUCUACAACUCCCCCAAGUGCUCCAAGGUCCUCAAAGACAAGAUGGUCGAGACCCCCGCCUUCGCAAUCGAGUUCGCGAAAAUUGCCCUCUUGACCAACGUCGGGCGCAUCAAUACCACCAUGGCGUUCUUUCCAGAGAUGAAAACUGCUCUUCGGAGCUACCACCCGGUUCCCUCCUUGCAGAAGACCGAUGGGAACCUUCAAGACGCUCCUCGGAUCAAGAACUGCCUGAAGGCGGCGCUUUUGCCUUUUGAAUUCAAGACGCCCCCUCCGUCAUCACCGGCGGAAAUUCUCGACAAGGCACGCGCCGGGCACAUCCCGCCGACGAGCGUCGUGAACCUCAUCUUUGUGCUCUCGAACUCCAAUCACGCGAUGACCGUGGCGCAAAAGCACUUCGAUCCGCCGGUGGAAUUCCUCGACCUGUUUUUGCCCAUCAAUCUGUCAUCCCAGUCGCGGGCGCGCGUGUUCUUGUGGAUCAUGUACCACUACCUCUCCGGCCCCGACGGCCUGAACCCCUUCGACGACGAGUACUCGCGCGCGAACCCCGGCCGCGUCCCGCGCAUGCGCCCGCUCUCGCGCGAGGAGCAGGCGCAGGAGAACAUCGACCCCGCCGACGAGCUCGAGUGGGGCAAGCGCAUGUCCGCGCUGCGCAGCAAGUUCCUGCGCGAGCUCGUCGACGAGAUGGAGAUGGAGAAGCGCCGCAAGAAGAAUCCGCUUCCCCCGCCGCCGCCUGCGCCGUCCACGUCGUACUCUGGUGAGUUCUGGCGCGCUGGACACGGAAUAAAUUUUAUCCGCUGGAGUGAGCGGGCCCGGUACGCGGCGUCCGAGGGCCCAGGCAGCAGGGGUUCGUCGCACUCACACGAGAGUCGGCCGCUCGCUCAGGCGUCCUACGCGUCGACCUCUCGGCCGCUCCCGCAGCUUGAGCCAUUCAGAGGCGAUACCACUGGGGAGGAUCCUACCCAGGAGCGCACCAUGCUGAACCAGGCGUGGCAUGUCAUCAAUACCGCCGAUCCGUUGGACGACUCAGAUAAAGAGGGAGACGACCACGUCCGCCUCGAGUAUAACCGUCGCCUCCGAGUCCUCGCUCGGCUCCGCGGCAAAGAGCCUACACCGGAACCAGAGAUGCAGCAAGGCAGCAGCAGCGGUGGGCAGGGGGACGCAGGAACCGGGCGGCUGCAGCACGUGCAGUCCUGGCGUUGA
Molecule: messenger RNA, 1455 nt
Organism: Trametes versicolor FP-101664 SS1
Lineage: Eukaryota; Fungi; Basidiomycota; Agaricomycetes; Polyporales; Polyporaceae
Exons: 9
Coding region: 1-1455 (484 amino acids)
Cellular component (GO): Ino80 complex
Source: RefSeq, a predicted model, not a curated record